Penicillium cosmopolitanum is the source of this 1860-nucleotide messenger RNA. It is a transcript of the gene hscA, whose product is annotated as putative Hsp70 chaperone (HscA). The coding region runs from base 1 to 1860 and encodes 619 amino acids. Gene Ontology annotation, cellular component: plasma membrane; cytosol; nucleus. Gene Ontology annotation, biological process: protein refolding; cellular response to unfolded protein; vesicle-mediated transport. The transcript is spliced from 5 exons. Gene Ontology annotation, molecular function: misfolded protein binding; ATP binding; heat shock protein binding. NCBI's taxonomy places the organism in Eukaryota, Fungi, Ascomycota, Eurotiomycetes, Eurotiales, Aspergillaceae. The record is from RefSeq and is a predicted model, not a curated record.
AUGGCCGACUCUGAGGUGUACGACGGUGCGAUCGGUAUCGAUCUCGGUACCACCUACUCUUGCGUUGCCAACUAUGAGGGCACCAACGUUGAGAUCAGUGCGUUCUCACUCGACAAACCACCAUUUCGGUCCAUUACCAUGCUAACAUUCAAUUCACCCAGUCGCCAACGACCAGGGUUCUUACACCACCCCUCGUUCGUCUCUUUCACCGAGAAGGAGCGUCUGAUUGGUGAGGCCGCUAAGAACGCUGCCGCCAUGAACCCCGCCAACACCGUCUUCGACAUCAAGCGUCUGAUUGGUCGCCGUUACGACGACCCCAUCGUCAAGAAGGAUGUUGAGUCCUGGCCCUUCAAGGUCGUCGCCCAGGGUGACCAGCCCGCCGUUCAGGUUGCCUACCUCGGCGAGGACAAGACCUUCACUCCCCAGGAGAUCUCCUCCAUGAUGAAGGAGGUUGCUGAGACCAAGCUCGGCAAGAAGGUCGAGAAGGCCGUCAUCACCGUUCCCGCCUACUUCAACGACAACCAGCGUCAGGCUACCAAGGACGCCGGUGCCAUUGCUGGCCUGAACGUUCUGCGUAUCAUCAACGAGCCCACUGCUGCCGCUAUUGCUUACGGUCUGGGUGCUGGCAAGUCUGACAAGGAGCGCAACGUCCUCAUCUACGAUCUGGGUGGUGGUACUUUCGAUGUUUCCCUGCUGAACAUCCAGGGUGGUGUCUUCACUGUCAAGGCCACCGCUGGUGACACUCACCUUGGUGGUCAGGAUUUCGACACCAACCUCCUUGACCACUUCAAGAAGGAGUUCCAGAAGAAGACCAAGAAGGAUCUGUCCGGCGAUGCCCGUGCCCUUCGUCGUCUCCGUACUGCUUGCGAGCGUGCUAAGCGUACUCUGUCCAACGCUACCCAGACCACCGUCGAGAUUGACUCCCUCUUCGAUGGUGAGGACUUCAACUCCUCCAUCACCCGUGCCCGUUUCGAGGACCUGAACGCCAAGGCCUUCUCCGGCACCCUGGACCCCGUCCAGCAGGUCAUGAAGGACUCCGGUAUGGACAAGUCCAAGGUCGAUGAGAUCGUCCUUGUUGGUGGUUCCACCCGUAUUCCCCGUAUCCAGAAGCUCCUGUCCGACUUCUUCGAUGGCAAGAAGCUCGAGAAGAGCAUCAACCCCGAUGAGGCCGUUGCCUACGGUGCCGCCGUCCAGGCCGGUAUCCUCUCCGGAAAGGCCACCUCCGCCGAGACCGCUGACCUCCUCCUUCUGGAUGUCGUUCCCCUCUCCCUGGGUGUCGCCAUGGAGGGUAACAUCUUCGCCCCCGUUGUCACCCGUGGCCAGACCGUCCCCACCAUCAAGAAGCGUACCUUCACCACCGUUGUUGACAACCAGAGCACCGUCCAGUUCCCCGUCUACCAGGAGUUCACUCUUGCUCCCCUCCCCCCCAUGCGUGCCGGUGAGGCCGCUCUGGAGUGUGUUUUCGAGGUUGAUGUCAACGGUAUCCUCAAGGUUACCGCCACUGAGAAGACCUCCGGCCGUACCGCCAACAUCACCAUCUCCAACGCUGUCGGCAAGCUGUCCAGCACUGAGAUCGACCAGAUGGUUGAGGACGCCGCCAAGUUCAAGACCAGCGACGAGGCUUUCACCAAGAAGUUCGAGUCCCGCCAGCAGCUCGAGUCCUACAUCUCCCGUGUCGAGGAGAUGAUCUCCGAGCCCACCCUGGCCAUGAAGCUGAAGCGUGGCAACAAGGAGCGCAUCGAGUCCGCUCUCUCUGACGCCAUGGCCCAGCUGGAGGUUGAGGACUCCACCCCCGAGGACCUCAAGAAGAAGGAGCUGGCCCUCAAGCGUCUCAUGACCAAGGCCAUGGCUACCCGCUAA